This is a messenger RNA of Chanos chanos (milkfish), 1169 nucleotides long. RefSeq names its product high mobility group nucleosome binding domain 6 (gene hmgn6). The record is from RefSeq and is a predicted model, not a curated record. Gene Ontology annotation, molecular function: nucleosomal DNA binding. The coding region runs from base 123 to 413 and encodes 96 amino acids. Gene Ontology annotation, cellular component: nucleus; chromatin. Gene Ontology annotation, biological process: chromatin organization. NCBI's taxonomy places the organism in Eukaryota, Metazoa, Chordata, Actinopteri, Gonorynchiformes, Chanidae. The transcript is spliced from 6 exons.
UGUUCCUGUGUGUUUACUACUGUAUUUAGUAUACGGAGACAUUCGCGUAUUAUAUGCAGAGAACUCGCCACCUAAACACUGCCUAUUAGUGGUAUUUUAAAGAAACCCUUCAGGAAUCCAACAUGCCCAAGAGAAAGGGAGCUGAUGGAGAUGCAAAGGAGGAGCCUCAGAGGAGAUCUGCGCGGUUAUCUGCGAAACCAGCUCCCCCCAAACCUGAACCAAAACCCAAAAAGACAGCCAAGAAAGACAAAGCCGUCAAUGACAAGAAAGAGGAGAAGAAGACCAAGGUGAAGGCCAAGGAGAGCACGGAACCUGAGGCCAAUGAGGAGAACCACUCAGAAAACGGCGAGGCCAAGACCAAUGCAGUUGAAGAGACUCCAGCAGAAUCCAAGGAGGAGCCCAAGUCUGAGUAGCAUCACUGCCUCCUGUUAAACCACUCUUCCUGCCCACCCCCAGACAGGCCCCCUCCCCCAGACAGCCCUGCGGUCUCAUAUGGUUGCCCGCCCCUCCAGGCAUAUUGUUAACAGAGGAAUAUUUUUAUCGAUGAUUUUAUAAAAGUCUCAGUACUGAUUUUUAGCACAACUAAAAGCUAAAAGAGGAGCAGCUUGCAGACUUGCAGUGGUCAUAUCAAUUGUCUGCAAGUGGGACAAACACACUAAAAUCUUUUUUAAAUGGUGUUUAAUGAUUGUUGAUAGCCUAUUUGAUGUAGGAAGAGCAUACCUGCUUUUAGAGCUGUGAGUGUUGUAUUCGCCCCCCCCCCCCCAAACCCCUCCCGUCCCUCCCUAACGCUUUAUCGUGUAAUGAGUGAUUCUUUUUUACCUUAUGUAUGUGCUGUGAGUCUUCACGCUUCUGUUUUCUGUCUUAGAUUUCUUUUUCGUUCAUCAGUGUAUCGUCCAUAAAUCAGAGGAAUAGGAAAAAACAUCUGUAAACAUUCCGGGGCGGAGUUACAUGGGCGGAGCUAUCUUUCAACCCACCCUGCAGAAGAAAAAAAAAACUUAUUUUGUUAAAACAAAAGCAGCUUCUUCAAGGUCAUGCAGUAAUACGAGAUUUUCUAAAUGACGUUUUUUUAGGAUGAAAUUCUCACAUUUAUUGAAGUAUGCAGGUGUCUGUGUACCCUCUCCAAUGUUCUGGAUGUCUCUUAAUAAAGAAAACCUCGGGAGUUUUCCUCA